AUGGUGGGGGCAUGCUCUCGAUGCAAGCUGAAGAAGUUGAAGUGUGACGGAUUGGUACCUUCUUGUUCACGGUGCCACGAACUGGGCCUCCAGUCAUGCUACUAUCCUCCUGAUAAAAGAGUGGACAAACGUCGAAUGUUGAACGGUCAAAGUGCUUUUGUAUUUAAGCAUUCAAAUGAUAGAAAAAGAGCCACUCGACGAUUUCCACCUUCAAUUGACCAUAAUGAAAAUACUUCGUCAAAAUUUUCUGGAAUAUUGACGAGUUCAAGUCUGCGAUUUCCCGAUAAUAACGUAUUGGAACUACCAAAAAAUCCCGACCAAUUGUCAACGCAAACGUGGUCUGAAAUAGGGGAAAUUGGUGAGCUUGCUUGUGAUUUCGAUAUUGAUCAAUUUUUUCAGUAUUUGGAUGGCUCACUUAACGUAGAAUCAUAUGAUAAGUCUAUUAAGAAUUCUGAAGUUCCAAUCUACGAAACAUGUAACGGAGAAGCUGCUUCAAGACAGACGUUGAUAGAUGCUGUCUUUGAAAAUGAAGAUCAUACUCCGCAGGCCAUUUCACGAGCCAUGAUCGAACUGAUAGCUCUGACGACACAAGUUUCUGAGGAUGAAUCGUUUCUACUAAGCACUGUGCUUACUGUAGGAGCAUUAACGCUAGCAAAGCGGGAUUUUGUUGAACAGAGAAGCAAGCAGCUACUCUCUGGCGAUAAUCUGGAACAUCCUCUAAGGGCUCCUUUCGUGGCCUCCGAGGCUUACAUCUAUUUUCUGCAAGCGAGAGAGUAUAUACCCAAAAUAGUGGGGAAUCCUACCAGACAUGGGUUUCGUGGAUUGUCACUCAUAUCUAACCUCAUGACUAUGCUUCUUACUACAGAAUCACAGAUGUACGUUUCAUAUCAUGCUCUACAUGUUGCAGUGUCCAUUGGUUUGGAUAAGAUCGCUGUUCUUGAUGCACACAGCGAUGAUUUUGGGCUUGUGAUUGCUUUCUGGGAGAUUUGGUGUGCUACCUGUAUGCUUUCCAGUUUCCAUGGCGUGCUUCCGCCGAUUAAAAGGGAAGAUAUCAAAACUACAUUGGAUUUGAGUAUUGUGCCUGAAUACGCCAAUACUUUUUUCCAGUUGAGGGUUCAACUUGCUGAGCUCCACUGUCAAGUUACUACGAUAUCCCACCCUUCAGAAGCCCACAUGUCUGAUGCAGAAAUGCGAAGGGCCUUGAUGACUCUAAUGCUGAGAAUGACCAAACUAGAAGAGCAGUACGCAACGGAUGAACACACUUUUAAAAGACAAGAGCUCUUGAUCUUGGAGCUCAAAUGUUGGAAAAGCCAGGUAAUUAUGCUCAGCAGUUUACCUUCUAUGAUGCUGAAGAUCAAUGUGAGGGCAGUUGUGGAAGCCCGGAAUAUCAUCAAGGAGCUUUGGAGUUACUAUAAUCCAGACUCUAUUGCUGAGGGAUCGAUGCUUGCGCACUUGGACUGGAACUUUACUUACCCGCUUCGAACAGCCACCAUUUGUGCAUUCACCGCCACCACUGUCAUUUCUCGCUUCAUAUCGUCAGAAGCCUACUUGACCUACGAUUAUUUCGAGUAUCAGUUGGGACGAAAGGUUCUCAUUACAUUGACCAGUAUAAUGCCUGUGAACAAGCACUUCCUUCUGGACUUGGAUGCUAUGAGAGAUUUAUAA
Sungouiella intermedia is the source of this 1665-nucleotide messenger RNA. Lineage: Eukaryota; Fungi; Ascomycota; Pichiomycetes; Serinales; Metschnikowiaceae. The record is from the annotation of a GenBank genome assembly.